AUGUUCCGUAUAAAAGAGGAAUGUUCCGAAGAAAUUUCAGACGUUUGCAAUGGUCUUUUGGAUUUGCCCAAGAACAUACCUGCCAUUGCCGACUACGAAUUGGGAAAAGAUUUGGUGUUGCCUUCAGGUCAAAACCAUCCGGCCGGGAAGAAUCGACAAAUUGUUUGGACUGCCUACUUCAACAAUGUGGAGGACUACAAUACCUAUGACCAAUCUGAUGCGCACAAGCACUUUGUUGCCGAAAUUCUAAAGCCGCGUUUGGAACCGGGGAGUCGAGCGGCAAUUCAAUAUGAAGUACCAGGUACCGGUACCAAAAAAUUAGUAUGA
Molecule: messenger RNA, 327 nt
Organism: Cylindrotheca closterium
Lineage: Eukaryota; Bacillariophyta; Bacillariophyceae; Bacillariales; Bacillariaceae
Source: the annotation of a GenBank genome assembly